AUGAGUGUCACGGAUCUGCUGUGCGAUGUCUCCUUCCAGGUAUACGUGGGCGUGCACGUGCUGGCGCUGCUGACGCUGGUCUUCAUCCCAGCCUCGCCUCGCCUGCUGCUGCUCGCCCUAUUCUCCUACGCCCUGCGCAUGCUCGGCAUCACUGCUGGUUACCACCGCUUGCUCUCCCACAGGUCGUUCAAGACGUCGCGAGUGGGUCAGUUCCUGUUUGCUCUGCUGGGGUGCCUUUCCUUCCAGAAGGGGCCCCUCUGGUGGGCGUCACACCACCGCCACCACCACAGGACCGCGGACACAGCAGAGGACGCGCACAGCCCGCUGCACUGGGGCUUCUUCUGGUCGCACAUGGGCUGGUUUCUGUGCUCCACGCGCCACACUGCAGUGCUGUGGCAUGCCAUCCCGGACCUCUCGCCUUUCCCCGAGCUGCAUUGGCUCGACUCGUACCACUUUGUGCCACCUCUCUCCCUGGCGGUGCUUCUCUGGGCUACUGGAGGCAUAGCUGCCUUCGGCUGGGGCUUCUGCGUGGCUACUGUUGUGUGCUGGCAUUUCACCUACUGCAUCAACUCGUUGGCUCAUCUGGUGGGGUCGCGUCGCUUCCGCUGCGAGUUCAACACACACUGCGAUGCGCGCAACAACCUUGGGCUCGCACUCGCCACUCUGGGCGAGGGCUGGCACAACAACCACCAUUGUUACAUGAGGUCGGCCAAGCAUGGUUUCUACCCGGAAGAGAUUGACAUCACAUGGUAUAUCCUGUGCUGUCUGGAGCGACUAGGCCUUGUGUGGGAUCUGCACCUACCGCCCCUGGAUGAGCUGGAAGCGAGGUGGUUUGACGACCGGCACCUGCAGUGCCGCUGCAACAGCGCAGAGAAGGACAUGCGUGAGACCAUCGUUUCAAGCACUCUCCUGGCCGCGGAUAUGUGCGCGGGGACAGAUGUGCUACUGGGUGGUGGUGCAGGUGCUCACGGCAAAAACACUGCAGAUGGGCACAGCAGGCCGUGCAGUCAUGUGGAGGAGGAUCAAGGCCAAUGGGAUAAUUUGAGGAGAGAAGAUUUGAACUGGGACUGUGACGGCAUCGACCACAGAAGCAACAGCAGCAGUGGUGGUGAUAGUGGUGCCAGAGAGGGAGGGGAUGAUGCUGCUAGUCAGCUGCUUACUGCAGCAGCAGCAGCAGCAGCAGCAGCAGCAGCAGCAGCAGCAGCAGCAGCAGCAGCAGCAGCAGCAGCAGCAGCAGAUGCCACAGCAACAGCCUCAAAUAAGUGUGGCAUGGCAACAGGGACAGCGGGUCAAGGUGAAAGGAGAGGGUUGGUGAGACGAGCAGUGUGA
Closterium sp. Naga37s-1 is the source of this 1329-nucleotide messenger RNA. NCBI's taxonomy places the organism in Eukaryota, Viridiplantae, Streptophyta, Zygnematophyceae, Desmidiales, Closteriaceae. The record is from the annotation of a GenBank genome assembly.